This is a messenger RNA of Sebastes umbrosus (honeycomb rockfish), 1776 nucleotides long. Its product is annotated as RNA-binding protein with serine-rich domain 1-like. The record is from RefSeq and is a predicted model, not a curated record. Gene Ontology annotation, cellular component: ASAP complex; nucleoplasm; cytoplasm. Gene Ontology annotation, molecular function: RNA binding. NCBI's taxonomy places the organism in Eukaryota, Metazoa, Chordata, Actinopteri, Perciformes, Sebastidae. Gene Ontology annotation, biological process: mRNA splicing, via spliceosome. The transcript is spliced from 7 exons. The coding region runs from base 135 to 959 and encodes 274 amino acids.
AACCCAAAUUGAGGGCAUUAUGUACCCGCCUUUCUCUGCCUGUGUUUUGAUUGGUUUACAGCUUCCUCAAACAUUACGUCAUCUCCGUGCGACUACUAGUGUCGCGGGUAGCUGGAAAAGCUGUGGGUAAAGCGAUGGCGCCAUCCCCAACAAAGAGGAAAGAGGAUGACAAGAGUAAACCUCGAGGAAAGGAGAAGUCAGGAGCCACGAAAGAAGGAGCUGACAAAGACCGGGGCCGAGACAAGAACCGCACGCGGCGCAGUGCUUCCAGUGGGAGCAGCAGGUCGAGCUCCAGCUCCAGCAGCAGCUCGGGCUCCAGCUCAGGCUCCUCCAGCGGCUCCAGCUCCUCCGCCUCCAGCCACUCGGGCUCCUCCAGUUCCCGCUCCUCUUCGUCGUCCUCCUCCUCCUCACCGAGCCCCAGCCGCCAGCGCCACAACAACAGACGACGCUCCCGCUCAAAGUCAAAGUCAGCAAAGAAGGAUGACCGGGACCGACGGCGUAGGAGCCCCACGCCCAAACCCACCAAGGUCUACCUGGGCCGGCUGACAAGAAAUGUUAUCAAGGAACACAUCCAGGAGAUCUUCUCCACUUACGGCAAGAUCAAGAUGAUCGACUUGCCCAUGAACCGCAUCCACCCACACCUGUCCAAAGGCUACGCCUACGUGGAGUUUGAGACACCCGAGGAGGCAGAGAAGGCGCUGAAACACAUGGACGGAGGUCAGAUCGAUGGUCAGGAGAUCACAGUCACAGCCGUGCUGACUCCCACGGUGCGCCCUCCCCCCCGCAGGCUGUCCCCUCCCCGCAGGAUGCCGCCUCCACCACCGAUGUGGCGACGCACUCCACCUCGAAUGAGGAGAAGGUCUCGGUCUCCACGGCGGCGCUCUCCAGUACGUCGCAGAUCUCGAUCGCCCGGCCGCCGCCGUCACCGGUCACGCUCUAGUUCCAACUCGUCCCGCUAGUGAAAAUGAAAACUCCUCCCCUCUGGAUCCACUCCUCUGCUGUGUCCUCAGUGUGACCAAAACAUUACGGUUAAUCAUAAGCCAUUUAAGUGAUGAGAGCGUGUACACUCAAGUCAUUACUGUGCUCCCCGAGUAAAUUAUCUUGGGAAAACAGGUGAACAGAAACAGACUUGAUCGUAUCAUGACGACCUACCGUCGUAUAUUGACGUCAAGUCAGCAUGGAGCAAAUCAUCUACUGGGGUCACAUGAUUGAUUGUAGUGUCUGCGUUCUCAUCACUGAAACAGAAAGUUAACCAAUGACGUUAAAACAGUCUUAAAUUAAUCCGACAGUCACAAUAUGGCAACCAGUGUCCUCUGAAACCCAUCUGGCAGAGCCCAGAUGUUCUCUUUUAUAUCUGUCCAGUGUAAAAAAAUGACUGAAUUACAGAUUUUAAAUGGUGCUACUGGUCAUAAUUUAGGUUUAAAUCAGUAUUGUGUUUUAAAACCCACUCCUGUAAACCUCUUCAUUUGCGACGGACUCUUGCGGUAAAUUACAAUUUACAAGGGCAGCUAUACAAGUGAAAUAGCAGUUAGUAUGUGUCAGCUUCAAUAGGAAUCUGAAAAUGACAUAUAGUCACUAUUACAUUGUCAGUACAUAGAGGUCAGGGGGUCAAUUUCUGUUCAGAUUUUUUUAUGUGUCACACUGUGAUCUUCUGAUCCAGAUACUUUUGUGGUUUUUAGUUUGACUUGUUUCUCCCUUAAAUCUUUUUUCAUGUAGCUGGCCGAGUGUUAUUAAACUUGACAAUAAAGUUCAUGAUUUGAUCUGUAAAAAAAAAAA